AUGUCUGCAUUUGGAAGUGAUUUUCAUAAAAUUUGGCCAAAGCCGGGUUAUUCUUUAAAAAUAAGCGAUUUUGGUAGAAAUUUGUUACUAAAAUGUGUUGAAGUAGAAAAACCAAAUCCUAACAAAACUGAUAUUAAUGAAUUUAUUAACAAAUCAAACAAAUUUCCACUUGAGUUUGCCGUAAAUAGCUGUAGAGUGAGGAAUCAACCAAAGGACCGGCUUUUAAUCAUACAAAAGCAAAUUGGUUCAGCUUAUCCAGUAAUUCAUGAACUUACUCUGGGCUUAUAUUUAGCAUUUCUUGAGCACAAAUCAAAAUAUGGUAAUAGACAAGAACGAAAAAUCUACACGAAUUUAACUCUAACCGACUUCGUACAACGUCUGCUAGGUAAACGUUGCGCUUCAUUUUAUAAUGUAAGUGAUAAAUAUUUGCUCUUAACUGGAGAAAGAGGCUAUGGGGGUUUUAUGGAAGUUGGUACAGAUAACGAAAAGUUACCAUUAACCCUCGAAAAUGUACUCAGUUAUGAUGAAGUCAAGGUCUCAGCAUUAUUAUCAGUUUCAUCACAUACGGAAUUCAUAAAUGAUGGAAAUCGCCGAAAUGCUGGCUUUAUAGAAAAAAAUAAAUCAAAGAUAGAGCGAGAUGGUGUUAUUAUGGGUAUUAUCGGUGCACGAUUAUGUCAGCGUAAUGUUAUGGAGUUUCAAGAUAUUAUUAUAUCCAAAACGCAAAACACCAAACAGAAUGGUUAUGGUGAGGCAGUAGAUAAUCAUGUUGAUGCACGUAAUAGUGACUAUCGACGGAUAUGGAAGGAGUUUUAUGAAGAGCGUGAUUUUCGUUAUACAGAUGUAUCGAAAAAUGGUCAACGAUUUGGUAGUUGUUUUCUCUCAGAAGAUGUAUUCGAUAAUCUUAUUAUGAAAAAACGUUAUGCUAUAUCAUUUGAUACACUACUCCUGGAAAGUGAAGCAAAAGCAGCCAAAGCAAAUAAAAGUGCUUAUAUACAUGUUGUGGGUAUUGGUUUAGGAGUGUGGAGAGUUGCCGAACAGCAGGAGAAAAUAUUUCUAGAAACAUUUACGGAACGUUUAAAUGUUUUAGUUGAAAGGCUACCACAUAUUGCAGUAGUCCAUUUUUCAUGGUUUCAACUAACACAAUGGGGCGAACUAAAAAAUCGUGGUUUAAUAGCUUCUAAAGCACACCCUAAAGGAGGAAUUACAACUUAUUUGUCUAACCGUAAUCCAGCUGAUAAAUUGCCUUAUGAGCAUAAAGAUAAGUUAUUAAUUGUUUCAUACGCUUGGGAUGGUGGUUCAUUGCCUGGUAAUGAGUAUUGGAUGAAACAUGUUAAAUCAUCUGGAGACUCCUCAACUGCGUGCAGUACACUCGUCACCGAACUGCAUAAUCCACAUAUUAAUACAGAAAUGGUUAAUGGCAAUAACUUACAUAUAGCAACUGAGAUGUAUGGAGUUUUGCAUAUCGCAGAUUAUGCUAAACAUUUUCUUAAUUUAUUGUAAAUCAUAAAAAAAUGCAUUUUAAAAAUGUGAAGUUAAUUUAUACUUAAAGA
Teleopsis dalmanni is the source of this 1550-nucleotide messenger RNA. RefSeq lists its product as uncharacterized. The transcript has 6 exons. The coding region runs from base 1 to 1500 and encodes 499 amino acids. The record is from RefSeq and is a predicted model, not a curated record. NCBI's taxonomy places the organism in Eukaryota, Metazoa, Arthropoda, Insecta, Diptera, Diopsidae.